Molecule: messenger RNA, 1931 nt
Organism: Callorhinchus milii (elephant shark)
Lineage: Eukaryota; Metazoa; Chordata; Chondrichthyes; Chimaeriformes; Callorhinchidae
Gene: tafa2
Product: TAFA chemokine like family member 2
Exons: 7
Coding region: 266-634 (122 amino acids)
Molecular function (GO): receptor ligand activity
Source: RefSeq, a predicted model, not a curated record
UUAUUCGGCCAAAACUGCGGGUGGAGUCCCCCCUUUUUUUUUUGCAUUUGAAAUUUACAUGGAUACAGAUUUCCUGGAGGUGAAUCGAUCCGUCCAAUCGGCUUUCCCAAGAGAGAGAGAGUGGGGACCUACAGGAAAAAAAGCAAACAGAUCAGAGAUGGAAUAAGAUUAGAUGCACCGAGGUGCUUCAUUCUCCUAUCUGAGAGAGAAUUCUAUGGAGAGUGGCUAAUGAACAUAAGAAUCCUACUGAAAUCUAAAGGAGAGGAUGGUUAAAGGGACAUUGCUGCUUAUUAUAUGUGUGAUAACCCUUUGGGGAAAAUUGAUAUCAGCUGCAAACCACCAUAAAGCUCAUCAUGUUAAAACUGGCACCUGUGAAGUAGUGGCUCUGCACAGAUGUUGCAACAAGAACAAAAUUGAAGAACGGUCCCAGACGGUGAAGUGCUCGUGUUUCCCAGGGCAAGUGGCGGGGACAACACACGCUGCCCCUUCUUGUGUUGACGCCUCAAUAGUUAUACAGAAAUGGUGGUGUCAAAUGCAGCCUUGCCUUGAAGGAGAGGAAUGUAAAGUACUGCCAGAUCUUACAGGGUGGAGCUGUGCUACUGGAAAUAAAGUAAAGACAACCAAGAUUAUAUAAAUGAAAUAGUGAGCCUACAUGACAUUUUGAUGCAUCUCAAAUCGAUAUUUUGGCACUCAGCGUGAUUCUCCACUGGUGGGUGACUCGAUAGUUGACGAUGGAGGUUGAGCUGCUUUUUAAAGUUACUGAAGCAGGAGCAUUGGAUGCUUUCCUUUAUUUAUUGUGUGCUCCAGCUCCCCAGACAAAGCAACUGUUCCUAAUCUGGGAUACUUUUACUUGCUCUGAGAAAAGUGAUUGUGCAGUUCUGUUCAUUUAAUUGAAGUGAAAUUAAGAGGAAAACAAACCAAAAGAGUGCCAGAAGGUGAAAAUAUAUGGAUUUCCAGUGUGGCAUUUCUUACCAGGAUAACAAAAGACUACUCAAUGAAAUGUAUCUUUGACCUUGUGCUACUGAAUUUGGAAAUAUUGCUUAACAGCGUGGAGGAACAUAAAACCAUUUCUUUCUUGGAUUCAUCAUUGCGAUUGCUACUGUUUUCAACACACUUGAACAAAUGGCUCAUAUUUUUGUAUAAGAACAGUGGAUUUAGUGGCCCAGAAGGCAAAAUUAAUACGUCUUAAUUAUUAUUAGACUGUACGCACUUGUGUAUCAAGUGUCUUUUGCAGAUGUGGUCCACUGGAAGAUUUUCAUCUGCAUUCUGAUUUUCAGCUCUGAACAUUUUGAAAGGCUAAAUCGAUUUCACAGCUUGGAUUUUCCUUUGUUAUAGAAAUGAAUAAGUCUGUUAAAUGUGAAUAACUGCAGUUUGCUAUUGACAUUAAAUGCUUAUCUGUAUACAUAUAUCAUAGGAAACGAGAAUCCCUGAAGCAGCUGUACUGCUUAUUAAAUUCAGUUCAAAACUAUUUUAAUAACUUUAAUGUCUGCAGUACCUCAAAAUGAUGCUCAUCAUGCUGAAACACAUUGUUUACUUAUUGAUUUCAUCAUUGUUUAAAUUGUGGAUAUGGAAUAUGAAAGUACGAUCAUGUUGGAACUUUUUUUUGCUUUAUCUAAGUAUUAUUAUUUUGCUACCUACAAGGAUUGCUUAUUUGAAAGUCAUGCAGGAAUUACAUUGAUCACUCAAGCCUCAUCAUCUGUUCGAAUAUUCAGCCCUAUUAUUUAAUGUGAAAGCAGCCUACCAGAUAUUAUUUAGAGAUACAGAUGUUUGUGUACUGCGCAAAACAAGGGCGAUUUGGUAACCCAGAGGGAAACAUGUGGACCACAUGUUUAACUCAGUGACGCUGUGAAAUGUAGCACAGUUUUGAAACCUUUUUGUUUAUUGAACUUGUAUAAAUCUCGUUUUAAAUGUAAACAGUAAAUAAAAUCUCA